Molecule: messenger RNA, 1989 nt
Organism: Fomitiporia mediterranea MF3/22
Lineage: Eukaryota; Fungi; Basidiomycota; Agaricomycetes; Hymenochaetales; Hymenochaetaceae
Product: MFS general substrate transporter
Exons: 9
Coding region: 1-1989 (662 amino acids)
Biological process (GO): transmembrane transport
Molecular function (GO): transmembrane transporter activity
Source: RefSeq, a predicted model, not a curated record
AUGACCGCGUCCCUCCAGAAAAAGGCAUCUCUUGAUUCUCAGCUCCAUUUUUUCUUUCCAACUCUUCUACCCGUAGAGGGGCUUAAUAACUCCGUCACCAAGGACCAAGGGCCUUCAAGCUCCUGCACUCUGUUCAAGCAUGGCCAUCUUCCUUCCUCGCCUCGCCACAUUACAACCACCGGCGAGAUGAGAGUGACUGAUGAGGAGACACCUCUCCUCCGAGACCAACGAACAGAACACGAUGCAAAAGAACGAACGAGCGACAAGGAGACGCCGAUCCCAUGGGGUCAGUUCUCGAUUGCUCUCGUCUUACAAUUGGCCGAGCCGAUGUCGUCGCAGGUCAUUUUCCCGUUCGUGCCGCAGCUCGUCCGCGAAACGGGCGUUACGGGUGGCGAUGACAAGAAGAUAGGACACUUCGUCGGAAUCAUGGAAAGUGUGUUUUUUGUUACACAAGCAUUAACUGUCCUUCAUUGGUCCCGCAUCUCGGAUCGCAUCGGACGUAAACCUGUCAUCUACGUCGGCCUUUCCGGGCUCGCACUCUCCAUGUAUUCUUUUGGGCUUGCAAGAACCUUCCCCGCGCUUGUCAUUGCACGUUCAUUGUCCGGCGCAUUGAAUGGCAAUGUCACUGUCUUCAAAAGUAUCAUUGGAGAGUUGACAGACAGCACAAAUAUCGCCCGGGCGUUCUCGUACCAACCCAUCGCCUGGUCAACAGGUGCCACACUUGGUCCUCUUUUUGGCGGCUUAUUUUCUCACCCAACCGAGCGUUUUCCUAAUGUCUUCGGCGGAAACGCUUUCUUGGAGAAGUACCCGUACUUCUUGCCUUGCGCAAUACCCGCAACGUUCACUGUUUUGAUGUUGAUAGUGACUCUGUUAUGGCUGAAGGAGACGAAUCCAUCAGGUUUCUCGUUUCGCACUCAAUUUCUCCGCAUAUUACCUGGGAUGCGAUCGUCUUCUGGUUCGCCUAGCCUCAAAGCCGGUGCAACACCAAAAGAACCACCGUUGCGUGCACUGCUUACUCCGCCUGUUCUACUCAGCACAGCAGUUUAUGCACUUCUUGCAUUCGUCGACAUCGCCUUUCGCGCUUUGCAACCAGUAUUCUUCGCCACUCCACGUUCGCUCGGCGGUCUCGGUAUUCCACCUCACACAAUCGGCAUAUUCCUCUCCUGCUUUGGAAUAGCAAACGGUUUCUUUCAAGUUGGGUUUUUCGCACGUUUGGUUAAGAGACUAGGGAAUAAGAGAGUCUAUUUAAUCGGUAUUACAGCUUCAAUCCCGAUUUUCGCACUCUUCCCUGUGAUGAGUGCAGUGGUUCACGCAGAAGACAGGAUGAAGAGCCGGGAGGACAGCGUGCCCACUAAACUGAGCGGUGUCCUCAUCUUUCUCGUAUUACUUCAACUGUGCCUGGCCUUGGGCAUAAGCAUGUGCUACGGGAGUGUGUAUAUUUUUAUCACGGCUGCUGCCGAAUCGAUCUCCUUGAAGAAAAAACAAGCCGCGGAUGCUGUUCGUCCCACUCGUCCGACGCUUUCACCCUCCUCAAACCCGACACUUGUACACAUGCAACUCCAUCGUCCCCAAGAAUCACCCAAAAUCAAAAUGCUCAACCAGAAGUUCGCCAGACGCCGAAAACUCAGGAACAAAAGAGGAUUAAUUUGGGAAUACGGGAGAGAUGCUGGAACUGGAGAGGACGGAGGGUGGCUACCCGGUGAAGGAGAAGCUGGCGAGCCAGCUUUCACAUUUUACCUCAAUACACUUUUCAGUCAGCCGUUUGGGGUUGCGCAAGAAGAAAUUGCAUUUAAAGGUGUGAAUGCUGGAGCAAGUGUGUGGCAAAAACUAGGAGGCAUGACAGUGUACUUUGUUAUGAUUGCUCUUGUAUGCUUUACAAUUGCGGUUGGGAUGAGACUACCUGAUGUGCCGUGGAGUGCUGCUGUGGACGAGGAUGAUGAUGAGGACGAUAUCGCAGAGAAUCACCCUAAUGUGGACGAACGGCAGUGA